UAAUCUUUUGGGACCUCAGCCCUCUCAUAGCUACCGUCGACCGGGCGUGACGAGAUACCUCCUGAUCUCGAACGACAAUUCCGGCCGUAAGAGGCAUCGUCGUCAGCCUACUCCUCCGCUUAAAUGGCCGCUUCACGCGACGUUCUCCUCCACGAGAAUGGCUCGGCUGCGGAAUCCGACGCCGAUUCCGACGUCUCCGGCCCCGACGGCGACUACCGCCCGAUCUCCGCCUCUGAUGACGGCGCCGCCUCCGACUCCGACGAUGAUGGAGGUUUCGGAGUCUCUUCCCCCGUCUGUUCCAACGGCUGCAGCGGUCUGAUUCACGGCCAGAACUCUAACCCUAGCUUCUUCCAGAUCCAUAUGGUGAACGGUAUUUCGGGAUUGGAUUUGAAUGGACAUGGGGAAGGAGGAGGAAUGGAAGAGGACGACCACGACGACGAGGAAGAGGAGGAGGAGGAGGAGGAGAGGGCGAGGGAGAGGGAGGCGUCGAUCUCGAGGGCUUUCAGGGAAGAUGAGAGCCGGAGGAGCGCGCCUCUGACGCCGGAGAACGCCGCGAGGAUCGUUGACGCAAUGAGGGGGGUCUCGUUCCAAGGGAUCCCUCCGGAUUGGGUGAAUCGAGUGCCGGAAGACCAGUGGGUGAAUCAGCUCAGGAGACUGAGGGGCGAGGACACUCCUCAGAACUAAAAAAAGGCUGGAUCUUUGAUAUCUGUUCAUGAUUUAUCUUACUUUAUAUCACUAUUCAUGCUGAAAAAAAUUGGAUCUUGCCCUCAUCUUUGGUGAAAUGAAUAUGGUGGAGAUAUUGCGACCUCAUUAUUUUAGCAUCUUUGUUGGUUUUCUUCCGUUGAUACCUUUAUACGAUGUGAGCUUGACUCUUAUGAGAUUAUAACGUAAUUGGCACUUCUAAGAGUAUGUUUGCACUAGAUUAAAACAGCUCUUUGUUUGCUUGAUGA
Messenger RNA from Elaeis guineensis (African oil palm), 950 nucleotides. RefSeq lists its product as uncharacterized. NCBI's taxonomy places the organism in Eukaryota, Viridiplantae, Streptophyta, Magnoliopsida, Arecales, Arecaceae. The record is from RefSeq and is a predicted model, not a curated record.